Molecule: messenger RNA, 1765 nt
Organism: Rhododendron vialii
Lineage: Eukaryota; Viridiplantae; Streptophyta; Magnoliopsida; Ericales; Ericaceae
Exons: 15
Coding region: 191-1546 (451 amino acids)
Source: RefSeq, a predicted model, not a curated record
CUUGUUCAAUUAGGAAAUCAGCGCACCGUAUAUAUACAUGCAUGUCUCCAUUCUUUUUCUCUCUCUCUCUCUCUCUUUCUCUCUCUCUAUCUAACUGCGCUUCCUCUGACCCAACCCUGCCGCGAAAACCACUCCGUUCUCAGACGGCUACUUCUCUUCAACCCAACAGAGAAAAUACAAGCGGUCAAAGAUGGGUCAGAAGAAGAUGGUGGAAAGACGUAUAUCGAUGAAGGGCGUUGAUCUUAUUAAGGUAGAUGAAGAAGAAGCUGCAAAUUUGCGUAAGGGUCGAAAAAAGAUGGUGGAAAGACGUACAUGGGCGAGAGCCGAUAAAAAAGAUAGAGGUAUAUCGGUGAAGGACGUUGAUCUUAAGGAAUAUGAAGAAGAAGCUGCAUAUUUACGUAGCCUUAGAACACUGGACGGCUAUGUGGGUACGGGUUUGUUUUCUAAAAGAGAAGAUGUUAGAGAAGAGGCUUUAUCUGAAAUUGUCAAGGCUUUUACCCAUAGCACAAAGCUUGAGAUCGUAGAGACGAAAUUUGCCACUAUAAUGCUUCGGUGUCUCAAUUCGCUGAAGAAGGGGUCUGCUAAGGAGAUUUGUUUGGCAGCUAAAGCUAUUGGAUUACUAGCCGUGAUUCUUGGUCCUGGGGAUAGUGCAAGGGAAUUAUUUGAAGAAUCUCUUUCAACAUGUUCCCAAAUGCUCGGCUUUCAAGCUGAGUCUGUAAAUGUAUUGGAGUGUUUAGCUAUCGUGACUUUAGUUGGUGCAGAAGAUUUUUCAGAUAUUGAAAGAUCGAUGAAAUUCAUAUGGAAAUAUAUAAGUUCAAAUGAGGCAUCAACACCUGUUCUAGCUGCAGCAAUAUCUGCUUGGUCACUCCUCCUUACCUCAGUUGAUGAACGGCAACUUGAUCACAAAUGCUGGCAAGGGGUAAUCUCCCACUUUCUAAAUUUGCUUCAUGAUGAGGAAUCUGUCCGGGCUUUAUGUGUUGAAGCUCUUGGAGUGAUAUUUGAAAAAGGGUGUGUUGAGAAGUUUUCAGCCGAAGCUUAUAAAGCUUUCAUGCAAAGCCUUGAUGACAAAGAUGAUGAAUUUUCAUAUUUCAAAAAAUGGAAGUAUGAGAUUGUGGAACAAGUCAGUGCCGUAUGCGACCCCAACUGGAAAGUUUCAAAGCUUUUUAAGGAGGGACAUACAUUGAAAAAGUCUAUGUUCAUUUGUGGAAAUAGCUUAAAACUUUCGACAUUGGCUCAGCUUAAAAAGUUUAACUUUAUAAAGCAGUUUUUGGGAGAUGGAUUUGAAACGCAUGUGAUGGAAAAUGAGUUCCUUCACAGAGUCCUUCGCUUCAAAGUAAAAGAAGCUCCAAACGGCCCUGAAUUAUAUGUACCUGAAAAUGAAGAGGUUACUGUCCGAUACUUCUCACUGGACAUAAGGAAGGACAAAUGUAAGGAGAAAUUUGAGAGGUCGCCUAAUUCUCUGGUGAGCAAGGCAAGGACUCAGUUGAUGAAAAAGCAUCGCAUUCUAGCACAGGACAGGAAGAUGGGUGACUUUCUAGCAUGCUAGAAAUUUUCCAGCACGUACUUCUUAUUUUAAUGGUAAUGGGUGCAGUUUCUUGUGUUUCUUUUUCCUCAUCAAGAGUUGUAAUUUAUUUUUUUCCUUUUGUCACUUUUGGCUCUAUUGGAUUUUAACAUAAUUAUUUUGAAGUAAGAUUUGUUGCUUGAUAUACGCGCGCCAUUGGUUGUGCUCCUUUUUGUAAUAAAAAUCCCACUGUGUUGUGUGUCA